AUGCAAAAGAUUCCCUAUGCGUCAGCUGUCGGGAGUCUAAUGUAUGCUCAAGUUUGUACACGUCCGGAUAUAGCAUUCAUUGUUGGCAUGUUAGGCAGAUAUUUAAACAACCCUGGCAUGGAUCAUUGGAAAGCAGCAAAACAGGUUAUGAGAUACUUGCAGAGAACAAAAGAUUACAUGCUCACAUAUAGGAGAUCGGAUCAAUUGGAGAUCAUAGGGUAUUCCGACUCUGAUUUUGCCGGAUGCCAAGACAGUAGAAGCUCCACUUCAGGCUACAUUUAUCUACUAGCUGGAGGAGCCAUUUCUUGGAGGAGUGCCAAGCAAACACUCAUAGCAUCUUCCACCAUGGAAGCAGAAUUCAUGGCGUGUUAUGAGGCAUCCAACCAUGGAAUAUGGCUGCGAAAUUUUGUCACUAGGCUACGCAUUUUGGAUGGUAUAGAAAGACCACUUAAGUUAUAUUAUAAUAAUAAAUCAGCAGUUCUGUAUUCCAAUAACAGUAAGAGCUCAUCUAAGUCUAAGCAUAUUGACAUAAAGUUGCUAGUUGUGAAGGAAAGAGUGCAGAGUGAACAGAUUUCCAUAGAACACAUUAGGACAAACUCCAUGAUUGCGAAUCCGCUUACCAAAGGAUUACCACCUAAGAUCUUUCAUGAGCACACUGUUCAUAUGGGUGUUGUAUUGUGUGAGGAUAUCAUGUUUUAG
Molecule: messenger RNA, 699 nt
Organism: Diospyros lotus (date-plum)
Lineage: Eukaryota; Viridiplantae; Streptophyta; Magnoliopsida; Ericales; Ebenaceae
Product: secreted RxLR effector protein 161-like
Exons: 1
Coding region: 1-699 (232 amino acids)
Source: RefSeq, a predicted model, not a curated record